Pomacea canaliculata is the source of this 4209-nucleotide messenger RNA. Its product is annotated as succinyl-CoA:3-ketoacid coenzyme A transferase 1, mitochondrial-like. Gene Ontology annotation, biological process: ketone body catabolic process. Gene Ontology annotation, molecular function: succinyl-CoA:3-oxo-acid CoA-transferase activity. The record is from RefSeq and is a predicted model, not a curated record. Bases 199 to 1773 code for a protein of 524 amino acids. Lineage: Eukaryota; Metazoa; Mollusca; Gastropoda; Architaenioglossa; Ampullariidae. Gene Ontology annotation, cellular component: mitochondrion. The transcript is spliced from 15 exons.
GUCACGUGACUUGGAGAGCUCGUGAAGGGUGUGAGACGUGUAGCCUUGUCCUUGCGUUGGGCGAGCGGGCGGCCAAAGCAGAGGUGUGAGCGCGUGUGAGCUACCUCAGCCUGGAGGACCACUUUACCGAUUGAAAGAUCAAACAGUGCGCAUCCAUUGAAGAAAGGAGUUGCAUCCCCUCUGUGUCGUCUGAUCGCCAUGGCAUCAUCGGUUCUGAAGGCUUCUUCUUUCGGUAUCUCCAGAGCGUUUCGGGCUUGUCCUGUUGUGUACCUACCACUGAUUAAGGGGUCAGCAUGCAACUUCUCAACUUCCUCCUCAAGAGAUGCCAAAUUUUACAAUUCAGCUCAGGAAGCAAUCUUCGACAUCAAGGAUGGUGCCAAAAUUAUGGUUGGAGGAUUUGGUCUUUGUGGUAUUCCUGAAAAUUACAUAGCAGCUUUGUUAGAGAAAAAUGUGAAGAACUUGACUGUGGUCACUGACAAUGCAGGUGUGUCCGAUUUCAGUGUGGGUCUUCUUCUUCAACAAAGACAGAUUAAGCGUGUUAUUGCUUCAUUUGUGGGCAACAACCCUGUGUUUGAGGGCCAGUACUUAAGAGGAGAAGUAGAGGUUGAAUUCACACCACAGGGAACGCUAGCUGAGCGUAUACGGGCAGGUGGAGCAGGUAUCCCUGCUUUCUUCACACCCACUGGCUUUGGUACCCUUGUCAGCAUGGGUGGCUCCCCCAUUAAGCACACUGCUGAUGGCAAGGUGGAAAUACCCAGCAAACCCAGGGAGACUCGAGUAUUUAAUGGACGCAACUAUGUCAUGGAAGAAGCAAUCACUGCAGACUUUGCACUCGUCAAGGCUUGGAAAGCUGACAAAGCUGGCAAUCUCACUUUCAGGAAGACAGCACGCAACUUCAAUGUACCCAUGUGCAAGGCUGCUAAAAUUUCACUAGUGGAGGCAGAGGAAAUUGUGGAAAUUGGGGAUAUCCCACCUGAAGAUGUCCAUGUUCCCCACAUUUAUGUCAAGCGUGUCAUUAAAGGACCCAAAUAUGAGAAAAGAAUUGAGAAUUUGCGGAACAGAAAUCCUUCAGCUGGUGGGCCAGUUGCUCCAAAGGAUGGGAAGGCUGCGCUGAGAGAGAGAAUUGUAAAACGAGCAGCUGUAGAAUUCCAGGAUGGCAUGUGUGUGAAUUUGGGUAUUGGUAUACCCAUGAUGGCCAGCAAUUAUAUCAAGCCAGGAAUCAACGUUUGGAUUCACAGUGAGAAUGGCAUUCUAGGAAUGGGUCCAUACCCACUGCCUGGAGAAGAAGAUGCAGACCUCAUAAACGCUGGAAAAGAGUCAGUCACUGCCGUUCCUGGUACUGCAUAUUUUUCCAGUGACGAGUCUUUUGCCAUCAUAAGAGGUGGUCAUCUGUCAGUGACCAUGCUGGGUGCUAUGCAGGUGUCACAGUACGGUGACCUGGCCAACUGGAUGAUUCCUGGUAAAAAGGUGAAAGGUAUGGGAGGUGCUAUGGAUCUGGUAUCCAGCGGUAAGACCAAGGUCAUUGUAACCAUGGAGCACUCAGCCAAGAACGGUGACCACAAAAUUCUGCGUGAAUGUUUGCUGCCAUUGACUGGCAAGAAUGUUGUCAACAUGAUCAUCACAGAGAAGGGUGUGUUUAAUAUCGACAAGGACAAAGGUCUUACACUUAUAGAGAUUGGAGAUGGUGUAUCAGUGGACGACAUUAUUAGAACCACUGGCGCAGAGUUCAAGGUUGCUCCAGAUCUAAAACCAAUGCAGCAAGUAGAAAUGUGAUUUGGAUGAGUGUGGUUGUAGCAACGUGACAAGGGACUGGUCUCACAUCUCACCUGUGCUCCUCAUCCAGUUUAUGAAAACAUAGUUCUUGCCUCAGCACAAGCAGUUCGUCAUACUUUGGCUUGCCAUCAAACAGGUCUUAAUGAAAAGAAGAUUGGUUUUUGCGACCUACAUUAUAUUUUCAGUGUUUUUAUGGAAAACACUUUUAAAAAUGUAUGAAGCCACUAUUAAAAAAAAAACUGCUGUCUAAAACAUUUUAAACUAUGCAUUCCUACUAUGAUUAUAAGAUAGAACAUAAUGCUUAGUUUUAGCAUUGGUGAAGAAGGGUUGUCAGAUAUUUUGAUGCUUUAAUUUGUGCAGUGCAUAGACAAGUGCAUGCACCCACACAUUUAUUUACAACACAUUUGUGUGAAAAAAGAAACUAGGUCAGAAACAGACAGACUAGACUGAUGCCUGCUGGUUGGUCAAAAUUACAAAAGUAACUACAGUUCCAGCUUUUCUUGCCCUCAUCCAUCGCAAAUGUUGGACAGGAGGCCAGCAAAACAAGGAAAUAUCCAUAAUUAGAGGGAGUAUAGAUCUAUAAAUAGGAGUAACUGUGAAAAUGACUCUUCCACAAAGUAGAGUGAGGGGUGGGAGUUGACAAGACAGUGAGGCUACAUAGAUGUCACCAUUACACAGGUGGAUGACUCACAGUACACUGUAGUGACUAUUGUCACAUCAUUCGCUUUUGGACAGGCUUGCUUUGAGAUCAUGCCAUUGUGAGCUGCUGCUGCAAUAAGUUGAAACGUUCCAAGCAUAAAAGGCAUAUCGUGAGCUGACAGCAGUUUUAUCAUGAUAAACAUUAGCUGCAUUUUAUUGCAUCUCAAGACCUAGACUAAGCAAUGGAUUUCUAGAUUUAUUGUGGGGGGGGUUUUGUUGUUGUUUUGGCUUUUUUGGAGUAUUUCCAGUGACAUGCUUAGGAGAUGACUUCUUUGAUCAUCGGAGGAAUUUCUGUUUACCCGGAAAUGUGCUUUUAAAAGUGCAAACUCCGUUGGACUCGAUACACAAGUCUACCAUCAUUCAUUGUGCAGCGCACUUUAUGUUGACAGCAGAAACUUGAAGGACUGAUGUUUAUUUAUUGCAUUGGUGAUGUGGAAAGAUUUUUAUCUGCACAGAUGAUGCAAAAGCUCAAGUUCAAACUGUGACAUUUGUUCUAUGGACAUUUAUCAACUUAGCUUAAUAGUAUGUAAUUAUGCAAUAAUUUUUUUUAAAUUACUUAGCAUUUUACAAAAUUGGCAGGCCAGCCCUUUUUGAAACUAAACAAAGAUACCUGAUCAUUUUUAAUUUCUUACACUGGGUAAAUUUUUAGUAGAUUUGUUUUAAUAUUUCAUUUUAUUUCCGUCAUAAUAUAACACUAUGCAAGUCUUGUUUGUGGGCCUUUUGACUCUAGUAAACUAAAUGUAGACAUAUGUGAGUUGCACAUUUCUGUACAGUAGAAAGAGCUGUAGUGAAUGAUCUGUGUCAGAUAUGUUAGGGAUUGUGAAUAGCUACCAAAUUUUGUCCGGUGAUUGGUAUGUUGGAUGUAGUAAGGUUGUCACCUUUGUCCGCUGGUGUGUUCAUGGAUAUUUACAAAUGUGAUUAACUUCCUCAAGUGUUUUCUGUGCUCUUGGAGGUCACCAGUUUUGCCCAGUGAUGUGUUCUUUGUAGUCAGUGGAUUUGGCAACAAUGGCUGCCACUCGUGACUACCAUUUAGCAUAACAAAUUAUUUAGGAGGUUCACAGAGCACUGUGGUACAGUUGAAGUUCUUGCAGCAUUCUGGAAUGGCAUGCAGUUGAUUUUUAUCACUCUCUUUCACCACCCUCCCCCGAGAAGAAAAUGCAGUUCUAACUGUUCAUCUCUCUGAUAGUUUUAGAUUAUUCUUUUCUUCUCAAACUGGACCUUUUUGUUUUUGUAACCCUUCUGAGACACAUGAAAUUUCAAAUUUAUUUCAUAGAAUUAUACACACGACAUACAGUUUCCAUGAUCAGAAGCCUUGCAUCUUGGUUCUUGUCAGUGGUCAGAGAUGUAUAAGUGUUUGUCUACAUUGGGUCAUUGCAAGGGAUUUGUUUUUUAGACCACCUUUGACAUUGCAAAGUAUAUCAGCGAUUUUUCGUGGUCAAUGCAAAGUAUCAGAUUUCUCUGUCUACAUUCAGGUAAGAGGCAUGCAGGAUAUGAGUGCUUCAGUGACUACACAACUGCAAGCGCCGUUUUACUUUUCAGCCUGUCAACAAAUUUUAUAUUAACAGUCUGACAGCUUUUUAUUUUUCAAUGUGGAAAACCAGCUACAAAAGCAAAAUGUUAAAGUCACAAAAAAGAUCAUGGGAUUUGCAAAAACAGCAUUUUUCAAUUCAUUUGUUAAUGACAUGAAAAUAGUUAACCUUAAAAGUAAACUGUUUGCGACUAUCAGAUUAAAGAUAU